GGUGAUAGCACUUCUGGUUUUAACCACAGCACACGCUCUGUUCUGUUGUCUCUCAUCAAUCAAUGCCCUGGUGAUAGUGCUAGUGGUGCUACCAUCUCUAUCCUACGUGUGUGUGUGUGUCAGUGUGUGUAUAUAUAGAUAUAUAUGUUCACAGCGCCGAUACAUUAUAUAUGUAGUGUAAACCCCAAAACACACUCCGACCGCUUCAUUUCGCUUCCUUCAUUUAUUUUGCUUUUCCGGCGAGGCUCGCGAAGUACUCCGCCGUAUAUCCUGCCAUGGGGUCGACAAUCCUGUCAGAUCUCGCCACAGAGAUUGUGAUUCCGGUAUGCGCCGUCAUCGGCAUCGCGUUCUCUCUCUUCCAGUGGCUCCUCGUCUCGCGGGUGAAGCUUUCUCCGGAAAAGUACUCCUCGUCUAACAACGGCAAGAACGGCCACACCGAGUCGUUGAUUGAGGAGGAGGAGGGUCUAAACGACCACAACGUUGUUCAAAAAUGCGCCGAAAUUCAAAGCGCUAUCUCUGAAGGUGCAACCUCCUUCCUUUUUACUGAAUAUCAGUAUGUUGGUGUUUUCAUGGUUGCUUUUGCCAUUUUGAUCUUCCUUUUCCUCGGCUCUGUGGAGGGAUUCAGUACAAAAAGCCAGCCUUGUAUGUAUGACAUCAGCAAGAUGUGCAAGCCUGCUCUUGCCACUGCUGUCUUCAGCACCAUAUCUUUCUUGCUUGGUGCUGUCACUUCAGUGGUUUCUGGUUUUCUUGGAAUGAAAAUUGCUACCUAUGCAAAUGCCAGAACUACCUUGGAGGCAAGAAAGGGUGUUGGUAAGGCUUUCAUCACUGCAUUUAGAUCUGGUGCAGUCAUGGGUUUCCUCCUUGCUGCAAAUGGUCUUUUGGUUCUGUACAUUGCCAUCAACCUCUUCAAGCUGUACUAUGGGGAUGACUGGGAAGGCCUUUUUGAAGCUAUAACUGGCUAUGGCCUUGGUGGAUCUUCCAUGGCCCUCUUUGGCAGAGUCGGUGGAGGUAUUUAUACAAAAGCUGCUGACGUAGGAGCUGAUCUUGUGGGCAAGGUUGAGAGGAACAUCCCUGAGGAUGACCCCCGAAACCCUGCGGUGAUAGCUGACAAUGUUGGUGACAAUGUUGGGGAUAUUGCUGGGAUGGGCUCUGAUCUUUUUGGCUCGUAUGCAGAAUCAUCCUGUGCUGCACUUCUUGUUGCUUCCAUCUCCUCUUUCGGGAUCAAUCAUGACUUCACUGCAAUGUGUUACCCUCUCCUCAUCAGUUCCGUUGGCAUCAUUGUUUGUUUGCUCACCACCUUAUUUGCCACUGAUUUAUUUGAAAUCAAGGCUGUAAAGGAAAUUGAGCCAGCUUUGAAGAAGCAACUCAUCAUCUCCACUGUAUUGAUGACUUUUGGUAUCGCACUUGUUAGUUGGAUUGCACUUCCAUCUUCGUUCACCAUCUUCAAUUUUGGAAUCCAGAAAGAAGUUAAGAACUGGCAACUGUUCUUAUGUGUUUGUGUUGGUUUGUGGGCUGGGCUUAUUAUUGGAUUUGUAACAGAAUAUUACACCAGUAAUGCAUACAGCCCCGUGCAAGAUGUUGCUGAUUCCUGCCGUACUGGAGCUGCUACAAAUGUUAUUUUUGGCCUUGCACUGGGAUAUAAAUCAGUCAUUAUUCCUAUUUUUGCCAUUGCAAUCAGCAUUUUUGUUAGUUUUAGCUUUGCUGCUAUGUAUGGAAUUGCGGUAGCUGCCCUUGGUAUGUUAAGCACCAUUGCUACUGGAUUGGCCAUUGAUGCAUAUGGUCCUAUCUGUGACAAUGCUGGAGGUAUUGCCGAGAUGGCUGGCAUGAGCCACAGGAUCCGAGAGAGAACUGAUGCCCUUGAUGCUGCGGGGAACACAACAGCAGCAAUUGGAAAGGGGUUUGCAAUUGGGUCUGCAGCUCUCGUCUCCCUUGCACUCUUUGGGGCCUUUGUAAGCCGGGCAGGAAUUUCGACUGUAGAUGUCUUGACACCAACAGUUUUCAUUGGUUUGCUCGUUGGUGCAAUGCUUCCUUACUGGUUCUCUGCCAUGACAAUGAAGAGUGUGGGAAGUGCGGCUCUUAAGAUGGUUGAGGAGGUUCGCAGGCAAUUCAACACCAUCCCUGGCCUCAUGGAAGGCACUGCCAAGCCUGACUAUGCCACAUGUGUCGAAAUCUCCACGGAUGCAUCUAUCAAAGAGAUGAUUCCUCCUGGUGCUCUUGUCAUGCUCACGCCCCUCAUUGUUGGGAUAUUUUUUGGUGUGGAAACACUAUCGGGCGUCCUUGCUGGAUCCCUUGUCUCUGGUGUACAGAUUGCUAUUUCCGCUUCCAACACUGGCGGUGCUUGGGAUAAUGCCAAGAAGUAUAUUGAGGCUGGUGCUUCAGAGCAUGCAAGAACCCUUGGUCCAAAAGGAUCUGAUCCACACAAGGCAGCUGUGAUUGGUGACACCAUCGGGGACCCACUUAAGGAUACAUCUGGACCAUCAUUGAACAUCCUUAUCAAGCUAAUGGCAGUUGAAUCACUUGUGUUUGCUCCUUUCUUCGCUACACAUGGGGGUCUGCUCUUCAAGAUUUUUUAGAGUAAGAGGAGUAAUCUGUACCGCUGGGAAUUUGCUCCCAGUUUCCCUUUGAUUUAUGUAGUCUGAUAGUCGUUUACACCCCAAAUUUCUUACUUCCCUCUCUCUCUCUCUUCGGCAUCUUCCUUUAUCUUUGUAUGGGUUAAGGUUGUGUUGGAGGAGAGUUUUUUCCAUGGGGUUGAUAAUGAUGAUAAUGGUUAAUCUUUUGUGGGGUUGAUAAUGACGAUGAUGAUAGUGGUGAUGUUGCAAAAAGUUGGGACUGCUUUGUUUUUCUUCCCCCAAGUAAAAAAACAUUAUUCUCAA
Molecule: messenger RNA, 2873 nt
Organism: Cornus florida
Lineage: Eukaryota; Viridiplantae; Streptophyta; Magnoliopsida; Cornales; Cornaceae
Product: pyrophosphate-energized vacuolar membrane proton pump-like
Exons: 8
Coding region: 276-2573 (765 amino acids)
Biological process (GO): proton transmembrane transport
Cellular component (GO): membrane
Molecular function (GO): inorganic diphosphate phosphatase activity; diphosphate hydrolysis-driven proton transmembrane transporter activity
Source: RefSeq, a predicted model, not a curated record